AUGGCACCCAUACGCCGGUACCUGAGAAUUACAAAGUAUUCCGUUCUUGAAUGCAGGAUAUACUUGGACAACCCGGCGCUGGCACAGUCAUGGCUUCUAAACCCCCGAAAUCCCAUUCUUCCACAGGUCAUCGAAGCCAUCCGACCACUCGUGAUACCCAAGCUCCGUGAAGAAAAAGAACGAAGUAAAAAGAAGAGCACGAAGAAGAAGACGAUCAAAGAGGUCAUCGUAAAAGCAGAUGACUUUGAGGUUUCCGUCUUCUUAAUGGAAACCGACACACGGCAUUCUCUGCUCACGAAGCAAAAGUUCUUCCGGGACAAGGCCCCAUCUGCACUGCAGUCCAACGCAUCAAAGCUCAUCACAGAAACUAAUGCGACUCCCAUUGACGUGGAUGCCAACGACUUUGCGCCAAUCCGUAUCGAGGAGGACAGUGACAACGAAGGCGUGGCGCUCAGCGAUAUCCCCUCCGCCAACACCAACACCCGCCAGCGCGGCGCAAAGCGCCAAAGGAGCAAUACCCUCGAAAUCGACGACUCGGACGAACUCGAGGACGCCGGGGACGACGAUUCCGCCUCGGUUGUCGAUGUGGAUUCUGACGGUCAUCAGCCUCUGCCAAAACGCCCCAGGGGCCCCGUGAAACUACCAGCAGAGCCAGAGGGUGAGUUUCACGAUGACUACAAGAAAAAGCUCGCAAUGGACGUGUCAUAUGAGGGGUUCGCAAUUUACGGCCGCGUCCUUUGUUUGAUCGUCAAGAAGAAGGAGAACAAGACACAGCAAAACCUUGGGGGCCAGGCCAUGAUGGAGAACUGGAUCGCGUCAACGCAAAUACCAGUUGGCGAAGAGGCCGCAUGA
Trichoderma harzianum CBS 226.95 is the source of this 852-nucleotide messenger RNA. RefSeq lists its product as hypothetical. The record is from RefSeq and is a predicted model, not a curated record. The coding region runs from base 1 to 852 and encodes 283 amino acids. NCBI's taxonomy places the organism in Eukaryota, Fungi, Ascomycota, Sordariomycetes, Hypocreales, Hypocreaceae. The transcript is spliced from 2 exons.